AGUAGCAGAACGUCUCUCUCUCUGCCUCUUACCCAGAGCACCUCGCAGGGGCUUAGCGGACGUGAGGCGUGCGAAUGGGCAGAGCAGAAUCUCUAGAAGGGAAAAUGAGCACCCAGGAUCCUUCAGAUCUGUGGAGCAGGUCGGACGGAGAAGCUGAGCUGCUCCAGGACUUGGGGUGGUACCAUGGUAACCUCACCCGCCAUGCAGCCGAGGCUCUUCUCCUCUCCAAUGGAUGCGACGGGAGCUACCUUCUGCGAGACAGCAAUGAAAGGACCGGGCUGUACUCUCUCUCUGUGAGAGCCAAAGACUCUGUCAAACACUUUCACGUUGAAUAUACUGGAUAUUCAUUUAAAUUUGGCUUUAAUGAAUUCUCAUCUUUGAAGGAUUUUGUCAAGCAUUUUGCAAAUCAGCCUUUGAUUGGAAGUGAGACAGGCACUCUGAUUGUUCUGAAACAUCCCUAUCCAAGAAAAGUGGAAGAACCAUCCAUUUAUGAAUCUGUCCGGGUUCACACAGCAAUGCAGACAGGAAGAACAGAAAACGACCUUGUGCCCACUGCCCCUUCUCUGGGCACCAAAGAAGGUUACCUCACCAAACAGGGGGGGCUCGUCAAGACCUGGAAAAUGAGGUGGUUCACUUUGCACAGGAAUGAACUGAAAUACUUCAAAGACCAGAUGUCACCAGAACCAAUUCGGAGCCUAGAUUUAACAGAAUGUUCGGCUGUACAAUUUGAUUAUUCACAGGAAAGGGUGAACUGUUUUUGCUUAGUAUUUCCAUUCAGGACAUUUUAUCUCUGUGCAAAGACAGGAGUAGAAGCUGAUGAGUGGAUCAAGAUAUUACGCUGGAAAUUGGUGAGUUAUUUGUGUCUCUGGAUGCCUAGUACUCAGAAAUCACAUGUUGAUGAUUUCAAACAUAUUUCUAUUGAAAGAGUCAGACAACCCCCGAGAAUGGACAGGAGGUCUACUUGCAGGCUUGUGGAAGAAUCUGUUCAUUCUUCUGGGAUGUGGAAGGGAUGGAGAAAGGAAUAAAAGAAAAAGAACGAAGAUGCACUGGGGUCUCAGCCCCCGAGCCUAGCCUGGCACCCUGGUGUCUAUCAGGCUUCCUACAAGUGUGUGGGCUGGUCCAAGUUUGCCUGGAGGAGGACAUGUGGAACCAGAGGUCAGACAGAGGAAAGCUGACAUAUUUCUAUAGUAGAAAAUCCUUUUAUUUUGUCAGAGAAGGAGGCUUGCCAGAGAGACUUAGCUUAAUGUCCAGUUACUUUGUGCCAGUCAAGAACAAAAGGUGUGUUAAUUUAUCUGCUUUCUAUGUACCUCCCAGGAGGAAGACAAAGGGCUUAUAAGAAUUUACUAGUCUCAUGCAUUUUUUGUGUGUUUGCAAGUUAGUGAGUUGUUAGCCGAGAACUUGUCCUUAAAGCUUUCUUAAAUUUCCUAUAAAUACCAUCUUGAAACCCUUCAUGUUUUCAACUAUAGACAAUUAUUCCUAAUUUUUUAAAUGAAAUUAGCUGAUAUAUACAAUCUUAUUGAAUAUUCCUUUCUAAAUACUGGGAUUUUUGCUUUUGGUUAUCUAUUCAGUUUGAGAUCCAAAGCAAUAUACCACUCAUUC
This is a messenger RNA of Balaenoptera musculus (blue whale), 1599 nucleotides long. RefSeq names its product dual adaptor of phosphotyrosine and 3-phosphoinositides 1 (gene DAPP1). The record is from RefSeq and is a predicted model, not a curated record. The coding region runs from base 75 to 1025 and encodes 316 amino acids. The transcript has 8 exons. Lineage: Eukaryota; Metazoa; Chordata; Mammalia; Artiodactyla; Balaenopteridae.